GUGACGGCCAUUAGAAAAUGGCGGAGGCCUUGUGAGUAACUCCAUGAACACUGAGGAACCAUGGAGAAUGAUCAGGUUCCAACAACAUGCUCAGCACCUGUCUCAACAAUUACUUCGUCUCCAACCAAUCCGCCCCCCAUCUCCGUGUACAGCAGUUCAGACCGCCAUGCUGUGCAGGUUAUCCAACAGGCUUUAAAUCGCCCUCCGAGCUCUGCAGCACAAUAUCUUCAGCAGAUGUAUGCUGCCCAACAACAACAUCUUAUGCUACAGACUACUGCGCUACAGCAACAACACUUAAGCAGCGCUCAGCUCCAGAGCCUGGCUUCUGUUCAGCAGGCAAGUGUUUCUGGGGAUAGAAGGUCUGCCUCACCAGGAAGUGCUUCACAGCAAUCAAAUGUCUCCCAAACCUCUGUGAAUCUCUCUGCUUCACCUCCACCUUCUCACGUCAUGAGUCGAUCGCAGGCAGCCAAUACUACCAGUAGCAGUAUCACCCAGAAAACCAUGCUGUUGGGAAGCACAUCUCCAAGUAUAAGUGCAAGCCAGGCCCAGAUGUAUCUUCGAGCUCAGAUGUUGAUAUUUACACCAGCAGCUACUGUUGCUGCUGUCCAGUCUGAUAUUCCUGUUAUAUCUUCAUCCCCCUCACUAUCCUCUUCCCAGCCCUCGGCAACGCAGGCUCAGAAUUUAACACUAAGAAGUCAACCAAUGCUGGAGAUGUCAUGUUCACAGAGCAAUCCAGCAAAACAAGGCAACCACGACCAGCCACUCACUGUAUGUCAAAAAACCACUGUAACCAGCUCUAAAGCUAUCUACACAGACUCCUGUUGUGAGAAUACCCACAGAGGAGAGAAUUCUGAGGCCCGCUGUACAGCUGUAACACGCACGUCGAGUUUACACCAGCUCAUAGCACCAGUGUCAUAUUCUCCAAUUCAUCCACAUUCUCUUGGCAAAUAUCCAACAAUUCCACUCCAUUCCGACCCCCCUAAAUUGUCCCAUCAUAAAAUGAUAUUACAGCAGCAGCAACAAAUUCAACACAGGCAUCAGAUUCAGACCAUUACCUUACACAAUCCAAAUAUAGAAACCCCUUCUGCUCAGCAGUGUAUACCUAUCGCCAGUAUUCCCAUUCAUACCAGUUCUCAUUCACAUCACUGCACCCCUGUUCCAACCCCACCAUCCCCAUCUCCAGCUCUCUCACAGUCAGCCCAGCAAUCCGUGGUUGUGUCUCCUCAACCAAAUCAAUCCCCAUGUCAGUCUCCUACUAUAAUUAUUCACCCACAAGCCCUUAUCCAGUCUCCAUCACCUCUGCUCAUGCAGACAGCUCUUCCAUCAAGAAAUAAUUCACAUCACACUCUUCACAGUACAGUGCAUUCAGCACCUCAGCUAACUCUUCCAGCACACCUUCCACCACUUCCACCGGCUCAGUCAUCAGGAACACACAAUGGAUCAUUACAGCACCAAGCUGUAGUUUCGUCUGGGCAUCAGUUAAUGUCUCCAAUAACAUCUACACCCCAAUCUGGAGACCAUAUUCUGCAACCACAUAGAGCUUCUUCUCCACAUCUACCAACGACCCCUCCUGCUCAGCUUCAAGCACUGCCACUACAGUCCAUGCAAGCAAUAGCAGUACAGCCUGAAAUGUUAACACCUGGUCAAGUUUUGAUGCAGAAUGCAUUGCUAUCUGAAGAGGAACUUCCUGCAGCAGAAGCAUUGGUUCAACUACCAUUCCAUCCUCUUCCACCACCACAGACUGUUGCAGUAAACUUACACAUACAGCCUGCGCAAGCAGAGCCUCCUGUGGUUUAUCAGGUUGAAAACAUGUGUACUGAAGAUAUGCCUGUGGUUCAGCCAGACUGUGUCCGUGUGAUUGCACACACUCCCACACCUCCAACACUAUCUCCACCUGCACUCCCCAUUGGAAGUGGAGAGGAGCUUCCUGUAGAUCACGUACUUCAAGAGUUUUGUUCUUUUAACCCCACAGGCCUACCAACUCUGGCAUCUUCAGUGAGCGCGUCAGUGAUUAAAUCUCCGUCUGAUUCGUCUCAUGCCUCCAUUCCGGCACCUCCACUUCUCUUGCCUGCUGCUACCACAAGGAGCAAUGGUGCUUUAAAACCUAACAGCAUCCCGGGACCAGAUAGCAAAAUACCACAGGCCAUAGUGAAACCACAGAUUCUGACCCAUGUUAUAGAGGGUUUUGUAAUUCAGGAGGGAUUGGAACCAUUUCCUGUAAAUCGGUCUUCACUGUUAGUUGAACAACCUUGCAAAGGGCAGGCUUGUUCAGAUGAACACAACAUGGAUAUCACUGACAUGGAACCUGAGAUGCAGACCUCAGCAAAGCUUCCCGAUAAUUCUACUGACACAGAUAUUGAGGACCUGACUGGUGAGGAAGGAGUGGAAGAACCAGAAGGCGAAAUCUUGGAGUGUGAAUAUUGUGGAAAGACUGGUUAUCCUAACAAGUUCUUGAGAUCAAAGAGAUUCUGUUCUCAGUCAUGUGCAAAGAGGUACAAUGUUAAUGGCACAAAGAGACUUGUACUGUUCAAACCUGACAAAGCCAGUAGGUGGAAUACAAAGAUGGAAGGAAAUUUUGGACGACGAGGAAGACGCCCUAGUGGUAUUGGUGGAUCAAGCAGAGACAACUAUCUUAGACAGCUACCAUCUACCUAUUCAUGCACAGAUGAAGUUUUGGAGGAUUCCAUGGAAGAUUCUAUACCUGUUGCUAUGUCUACACGAUUACGACGUCAGACUGAAAGGGAACAAGAAUUAAGGCUUCUCCAGAUCAGAAAAGUAACACUUAAUUCCGAGCUACCACCAGAUACACAGUCUGAACCAUCCCAAUGGACUGUUGAAGAUGUUUGGGCUUUUAUUCAUUCUUUGCCAGGAUGCCAUGAUAUCGCUGAUGAGUUUCGAUUACAGGAGAUUGAUGGUCAAGCUCUUCUCUUACUAAAAGAAGACCAUCUGAUGAGCACCAUGAAUAUUAAGUUAGGACCGGCGCUGAAGAUCUGUGCUCAGAUUAAUUUACUAAAAGAGACCUAGUCAAGAGUAGAUCUGAACUGACAGUAUUGAUUGUGAAUAUGUAGUGACUUUUUUAUGUUGCAUUCAACAGAAUCCAUAGUUUUGUAACUUUGUAAAAUGUCUGUGUGUGAAGCUUCUUCACGUCCAUCAGCUUUAAUGAAUAUCAUUGCCAAACUAGAUUCUUACAUUACAUAUACCCUCAACAUUAUGAAAGCGUCUUGGACAAAAGGAUGGUAUUAAAAACACACAUACGUUUGCCCUAAAGGUUUUCCUUUUAUUACAGUGUUGAUUAUACAUAGUUAAUAUACAUUUUUAUUCUUUUUGUUCUCAACAAACUACAAUUUAUUUAUGAAAUCUUGGGUUCAUAUCAUUUCAUUUGGCCUGUCCUACAAGGAUCUUUUGUCAUAAGUAUUGUAACACAUCUAGAAACUUGGUUCUAAGUUUUGCUAUGCUAAAAUAUUGUAUUAACCACUACACACACUAGCUCCUAAUUGCUUAUUUUAUUUCCUGGGUGUAUUGUCUUACCAAACUGCAAGGUUCGAAUUACCAUGUAUUUAUUGAUAAACCAUGUCAUACCUGGUGUAAUGUAUUUUUGGUAUUGCUUUCUUUUCAGAGUGAUACAAACUACACCAUCUCAGAAAAACACACAAUGAUAUACUAGUUUUGUCCAUGUUUUCUGUUUGUAUGCAAGUCAGAUGAUUUUUAACCUUUUAACUUACAAAUCUAAGUGCUGUUCAACUUUGUGUUUCCACUAUUUAAAGAUAAGCUAUUUGACAAGUCUUAUACUUGUUAUUAUACAAACUACAAUAAAUACAGUAUAAAUAAUAUAUUUCAUUUAGACACUUGCUCUCUGCUUUAAAAAAGUGUUAAUUGUGUUGUAAAUAUUCAUUGCAAAUAUAUAUUGUAAUUAUGAAUAUGUAACACUUUAUCCCCCUUGUAAAUAUUAAAAUGAUCAAUGUGGUUUCAAUUAAGUCUUAUUUCAGUAUGGAAAUGAUGGAAAAUACUUGGUAAAGAUAAUGCAUGUAUUAUUUCACCGAUUUACAGUAGAUUGUUUAGAAUAAAUUUCACCUUAUUUCCAAAGUGUGAAACCAUCUGUAGAGGUGAUGCUUUUAAACCGAUUUAAGUUGACUCAUAUGUAUCUAUAGCUAAUUGUUCUGAUGUGAUCUCAAUUACACAGGGUUUCGCACCCUUCCACCAACUAUUAUUUCUGCUCUUUUCACGGACAGG
Pelobates fuscus (common spadefoot toad) is the source of this 4230-nucleotide messenger RNA. It is a transcript of the gene PHC3, whose product is annotated as polyhomeotic homolog 3. Gene Ontology annotation, biological process: negative regulation of DNA-templated transcription. The coding region runs from base 61 to 3024 and encodes 987 amino acids. Gene Ontology annotation, molecular function: histone binding; chromatin binding; zinc ion binding. Lineage: Eukaryota; Metazoa; Chordata; Amphibia; Anura; Pelobatidae. The record is from RefSeq and is a predicted model, not a curated record. The transcript has 15 exons. Gene Ontology annotation, cellular component: nucleus; PRC1 complex.